Pygocentrus nattereri (red-bellied piranha) is the source of this 3937-nucleotide messenger RNA. Its product is annotated as long-chain fatty acid transport protein 6. Gene Ontology annotation, molecular function: long-chain fatty acid-CoA ligase activity; long-chain fatty acid transmembrane transporter activity. NCBI's taxonomy places the organism in Eukaryota, Metazoa, Chordata, Actinopteri, Characiformes, Serrasalmidae. The transcript has 10 exons. The record is from RefSeq and is a predicted model, not a curated record. The coding region runs from base 249 to 2108 and encodes 619 amino acids.
UAAAAAAACGUUCUGUAAACGUUUCCAGCAAACUUUGUGUAAAACGAGUUUACAGGUCGUAAAGCUGCCCCGAGCGGCUGUAAUGUAAAGUAAUGUAACGGGGCUGAGAGGAGAGGACUGAGCAUGCGCCGUGGCACGUGAAGGCAUUUAAAUAUUAGCGACAUAGAAGCUUCGCACAACAACGGCUCUCGACGCCUCCAGGCAUCAGCCAGAGCAAAGCCCCGGGUGCGUGUCUGCCUUUGUGGAGGAUGAUUUCUUGGACGCUGUCCGCGCUUUUGGCAGGCGCCGCUGCCCUGUGGGUGUUCCAGAGGAUGUUCUACCCUUACUUUUGGGACGACCUGAUUUAUUACUUAAAGCUUCGGAAGGUCAGGACGGCGACCUUGGCGAGGAUGAGGCGGGGGGUCAUCACUUACCUCGACCGCUUCGUCCACCAGGCGGGGAGCUGCCCCGGAAAGCCCUUCAUCGUCUUUGAGGACCGAGUCUUCACGUACGGGGACGUGGAAGUGCGGAGCAACAAGUUCGCCAACGUCUUCAAGGCUGAGGCGGGUUUCAGACAUGGUGACAUCGUGGCGGUGUGGAUGAGCAACGAGCCGGACUUCGUGUGCGUUUGGUUCGGGCUGUGCAAGCUGGGCUGCGAGGUCGCCUUCCUCAACUCCAACGUCAGACCCAAAGCGCUCCAGCACUGCUUUCAGACCUGCGGAGCCAAGGCUCUGGUCGUGGGCGCAGAUUUAAUCAAGUGUCUGGAUGAUAUCCUGCCGCCACUCUCGGACAAUGCGAUUGAUGUGUGGGUGAUGGCUGAAAGCUCAUCGUGUCAGAAUGUCAGCACAUUACUGGACAAAGUAGAGUUGGCCUCGGCGGAGAAGCCACAAAUAGACAUACCCCCGCCAAACCUCACGUCCACCUUCCUGUUUAUCUUUACUUCAGGCACCACAGGGCUUCCGAAAGCUGCUCGGGUCAGUCAUAUGAAAGCAGUGAUGAGUAUGUCCUUCCUCCGUCUAUGUGGGGCCAACGAAAAUGAUAACCUCUAUCUCACUCUGCCACUUUACCACAUGGCAGCGUCUCUCCUGGGUAUUGGUGGAUGCAUUGAUCUAGGAGCUACUUGUGUGUUGAAGAAGAAAUUUUCUGCGAGCCAGUUCUGGAAGGACUGCAUCAAGUACGAUGUAACAGUGUUCCAGUACAUUGGAGAGCUCUGUCGAUACUUGGUGAAUCAACCCAAGUGUGCAGAGGAGAUGGCACAUAAAGUGCGCAUUGCUGUAGGGAGUGGACUUAGAACAGACGUGUGGAAAGAGUUUUCGAGACGCUUCAGGAAAAUCCAGAUUCAGGAGGGAUAUGGUUUGACCGAAGCCAGCAUUGGCUUUCUUAACUACACCGCUGAAAUCGGACCCAUUGGGCGAGCCAGUUAUUUCAACAAGCAUUCUAUACCUUUUGAAUUUUUGAAAUGCGACUUGGAGACAUACGAGCCUGUCCGAACAGAGACAGGACGCUGCGUAAAAGUCAACAAAGGUGAAAUAGGCUUGCUGGUGGCCCCUGUGUCUUUCACCAACCCUUUUCUUGGUUAUGCGGGAAAAGAGGCCAUGUCUGAAAAGAAGUUGCUGAGAGAUGUCUUUAAGGAGGGUGAUGUAUAUUUCAACACUGGAGACCUGAUGCUCCAGGAUCACAGAGACUUUGUCUACUUCAAAGACAGGAUUGGAGACACAUUCAGAUGGAAAGGAGAGAAUGUGGCCACGACAGAGGUGUCAGACGUUUUAGGCUGUUUGCAUUUCCUGCAGGAAGCGAAUGUCUACGGUGUUACUGUGCCAGGGUAUGAGGGAAGAGCUGGAAUGGCCGCUAUAGUUUUAAAAGAAGGUCAUGACCUGGAUGCAGAAAGCCUUUACAGUCAUUUGGUACAGAACCUUCCUGCAUACUCCUGGCCCUGGUUUUUAAGAGUGCAGACGUCCUUGGACAUGACCGAGACUUUUAAGCAGCAGAAGAAAAAGCUAGUGGAGGACGGAUUCUGCCCUCAGGCUGUUCAAGACUCUCUCUACUUCCUUGACAGCUGUAAGAAAACCUAUGUCCCCCUGUCUCAGGGUGUGUAUGAUGACAUUAUCUCAGGCAAGAUAAGACUCUGAAUACAUCUGGUUGAAAAAAGAAGGAUCAUGUACCUGAUUUUGGAUUUAAUGCACACUACAAUAUGGAAUAACCAUAUAGUUUUAUAUAGUUUUUUUGAUGACGUUGUUUAUGCUGUCCAGGUUUUGAGCUGUAAAGUUUUUUUUUUUAAUAAUAUAUUAACUUGAGUAUUAUUGGUUGAUAAAAUGUUUAUCAGCAGUUUAUCUGGGAGUUAAUUCAGCAGCUUUAGGCAGGUCUCUUUUGACUCAAACUCCUACUUUUUAGAAGUGAUUUAUAUUUAACAAAAGUGGUGCUGUGUACUAUGUAUUAUAUGUUAAUGCAUAGAUCCCCAAUAAGACUGAAUUUACAGUUUCUUAAUAUUCUUAAUGUUCUCAUUAGUGCCUUUUAUAUUACCACAGGGUGGAUGGUUUUCCAUAUUUCUUAUAAUGAAUUGGUGGUGGAAACAAACUAAUCUUUGUUAGCACGUGGUUCCCAGCUCGGUUAUAAUUUAUGCCUAGGUUGACUUUGGCUGCCAGGUAUACAGUGCAGUCUACAAGUAAUUGGACAGUGAAUCAAUGGCUAUGAGGUCAAAGUCCAAAAGGGCAAAGGUUUGGGUGAAUCAUAUAGGCAUUUAGCUUGUUUUUAGUAGCUGGGACGCUGAUGUUAUACCUCAGUAUGUGUCCUAUAUACCAUUUAUGCAGUCAUAUCAUGAAUAAAGACCAGUGAGCCAGUUCAGUUUCACUGGCAGCCCUACAGUCAUAUACAAAAUAACUAAACCCAUCCAGUAAACAAACUUUAAAUAUGACAUAAACUGCGUAUUUUAGAGCAUAAUUUCUGUUUAUAACAUACUGGAAAAAAUGAAACAUGCCAUCAUUUUUGCACAAGUUACAUUUUGUUUUUAGUUUGUUCAAUUCAGCCAAUAAAGUGGAUGUGUUAACUUAUUUCCACUGGUCGGGACGGUAUUCCACAAAGCAGGAUUUCUCAGUUUAGCCUAAAGCCUAGAAGCCUAAAGUCAAGCCUGUCCAAUAGGAAAAGAGCUGAGGGACAUUCCCUUUGGGCUUAAGUUAUCUGGCUAACUGAGAAAUCCUGCUUUGUUGAACAACCCCCCAAUAGCGCCCAAACCUUUCCAUAUGGCAUGACCAGGUAUGUUUAUUCUAAUCUCAUUGGUCUCAGAACUCGAGCCUUUUCAUGCACUUUUUAGUAAACUGUAAUCUACAAGCUAAAAGUGUUUUAACAGUUUAUUAUUGUUUUAAAAUAAACUUCAAAAACAAAACCAACCACUGUUCAGUUACCUAUACUACACUGUGAAUUAAGUAGCUAAAUGUCAGUGACUAUAGUGUUAAAGUGCAAGUAUGAUUUGGGUGUAUGUGUGCUAGUAGGGGAUUAAGGAUAAUGUAAAACAUUUAAUUCUUUGAAAGUAUGCAUAGAGCAUAUUCUCCAAGUCCUCGAGUCUUCUGAUUUUACCAUACUUUAAUACUUAUAAAACUGGCUGAUUGGUGCAUUGCACUGUAGUUGCCCUAUAUUUAUGGCAGAGAGUUGAAUUUUUGUGUGCAUCUUAAUCUAAGUAUCUUUUUUUCCUCUUCAUAAGUCAAGGCUUAUGCUGCCUUUCUUCAGUAUAGUCAGGUUAAGAAUUCCUUCUUGUACUCUUCUUUUAUGAUAAAGAAAAUGUAUGAUACUUUUGUUUCCAAGCUGUAUGUUUUUUUUUAGUUUUUUUUUUUAACUGCUGUACUUUUUGCUGCUAAAUCUGGAACUUUUAAUUAUGAAAAUCUGGGCUUUGAAUUGUUGGGGUAAUGUUUCCCUUGAAUUCCUUUAAUUUGUAAUAAAGUGUAAUAAAGUAGGCUUUAUCAGAUUA